Eubalaena glacialis (North Atlantic right whale) is the source of this 1468-nucleotide messenger RNA. It is a transcript of the gene PCID2, whose product is annotated as PCI domain containing 2. The record is from RefSeq and is a predicted model, not a curated record. The transcript has 15 exons. Gene Ontology annotation, biological process: poly(A)+ mRNA export from nucleus; post-transcriptional tethering of RNA polymerase II gene DNA at nuclear periphery; transcription elongation by RNA polymerase II. Gene Ontology annotation, molecular function: double-stranded DNA binding; RNA binding. The coding region runs from base 293 to 1366 and encodes 357 amino acids. NCBI's taxonomy places the organism in Eukaryota, Metazoa, Chordata, Mammalia, Artiodactyla, Balaenidae. Gene Ontology annotation, cellular component: transcription export complex 2.
AAGCAAUUGACACCAGAGACGGGUCAUCCCUUGCAGAGCUGGUGUCUUUCAAGCACCCUCAUGUUGCCAACCCACGGCUUCAGUGUGCUGCAUAAUCCACUGUGAUGCUCGUGUUAUCCAGAAUUUGGCCACUGAGAGGCGAGGGCAAGUUCGAGGCAUUGUCUCCGGCUCCUUCGACCGCACGCGAGGCGCACAGUAGCUGCUUAGUAAAUAGAGUAAGACGUAUGUGAACACGCUUAGAGUAUUUCCCGGCCUGUGGUAGGCAAAGCGAAUCGUGUUCGUCUCCUGCCCGAUGGCCUCUCCAGAAGAGAAGUGUCAACAAGUUUUGGAACCCCCUUAUGACGAAAUGUUUGCAGCUCAUUUAAGGUGCACGUACGCGGCGGGGAACCACGACUUCAUAGAGGCGUACAAGUGCCAGACCGUCAUUGUCCAAUCAUUCCUACGGGCAUUUCAGGCCCACAAAGAAGAAAACUGGGCUCUGCCUGUCAUGUAUGCAGUGGCACUUGACCUUCGAAUAUUUGCCAAUAAUGCGGAUCAACAGCUGGUAAAGAAAGGAAAGAGCAAAGUUGGGGACAUGCUGGAGAAGGCGGCCGAGCUGCUGAUGAGCUGCUUCCGCGUCUGCGCCAGCGACACCCGUGCGGGCAUAGAGGACUCCAAGAAGUGGGGCAUGCUGUUUCUGGUGAAUCAGUUAUUCAAGAUCUAUUUUAAGAUCAACAAGCUCCACUUGUGUAAACCGCUCAUCAGAGCCAUCGACAGCUCCAACCUGAAGGACGACUACAGCACCGCCCAGAGGGUGACGUACAGGUACUACGUGGGGCGGAAGGCCAUGUUCGACAGCGACUUCAAGCAAGCUGAGGAGUACCUGUCCUUUGCUUUUGAGCACUGCCACCGUUUGAGCCAGAAGAACAAAAGGAUGGUCCUCAUUUAUCUACUUCCUGUGAAGAUGCUCCUGGGUCACAUGCCAACCAUUGAGCUCCUGAGGAAGUACCAUCUCAUGCAGUUUGCGGAGGUGACCAAAGCUGUGAGCGAAGGCAACCUCCUCCUCCUCAACGAGGCUCUGGCCAAGCACGAGACCUUCUUCAUCCGGUGCGGCAUUUUCCUCAUCCUCGAGAAGCUGAAGAUUAUCACCUACAGGAAUCUUUUUAAGAAAGUGUACCUGUUACUGAAGACACACCAGCUGUCUCUGGAUGCGUUCCUGGUUGCCUUGAAGUUCAUGCAGGUGGAGGACGUGGACAUCGCCGAGGUCCAGUGCAUCCUGGCCAACCUGAUCUACAUGGGUCACAUUAAAGGCUACAUCUCGCACCAGCACCAGAAGCUGGUUGUCAGCAAGCAGAACCCGUUCCCCCCGCUGUCCACGGUGUGCUGACCCCGCCCCCGGCCCCGAGGACAGGGAGCCCGCCAUCCUGCUUCUCAUCCUGCCGAGAACUUGAGAGCUCGUUCUCUGCAGCUGGAGUCUCUCGGGUCGUUU